Marchantia polymorpha subsp. ruderalis is the source of this 639-nucleotide messenger RNA. Lineage: Eukaryota; Viridiplantae; Streptophyta; Marchantiopsida; Marchantiales; Marchantiaceae. The record is from the annotation of a GenBank genome assembly.
AUGAAAAAUCUUCGAAUUAAUCGUACCAAAAGAGUGUACGAUCGCCUACCAUACGUGUCCGGUUUUCAGGAGAGGGUGUGCCGCACAGCCGGACGGCCGGACGGGCUGACUGGUGCACCGCGUGCGGCAGGUGGGGCCGUGCGUGGUUUGAGUUUCGUUGAGAUUCAUGACGAUGGGAUGGAUGGCGCGAUGUGGGAUGUAGUUCGGGUAGGUGGGCAGCGGGGACUCAUGCGAUGGCAUGUGAUGGGCCUUUGGCCUGACCCGUUGACGCUUUCCCGUGUCCUGCUCGCUGGUCUGAACGAAGCUGGUGGUGGUGAGUCGAACGUCGACGGAAGGAAGACGCCAAAGCUUUUCAAAGCCCACGAGGACGAGGACGAGGAGCAGGAGGAGCAGGACGACGACGAAGAAGAAGAAGAGGAAGAAGAGAAUGAGCGAAGACAGCGGUGGCCAAAAAGUCGUCCCUCGCUCGAGUUGUUCUCCUCGUCGCCCACGACAGAGCGGGAAAAUCCUGUCAAAUUCCGCCCUCUGAAAUUGCCACUUCCUUCGGAGGAGGAGCAGCGGGAGAAGGCAGUGAAAAAAUUAAAUUCUCUGCGCGGAGUAUUCACCGCGUCUGCUCGGGCUCCUCAUCUGGUUUCAUGA